UAUCCAAGUUGAAAUUUGAAUUAAUUGGAUUUUGAAUACUGUAUUCCAGUUGAGGAACUCGUAUAACUAAGAUGGUCAUGGACUACAGAAAUUUCAUAAUCUUUUUUGGAUGUCUCGUAUUAUCGAAUUUACAGAUCUGUUCAUCAAUUUCAUUGAAAACCCUCACCAAUAACGAGGAACUAUCUAACGAACAAGUACAAGCUACACUUAUGGAAAUUGCCGACGUAACUAAGAAAGUACUUGCACGAAACACAAACCUACUCCUGGAAAAGAAAGAGAUGAAAGAGCUACUAGGAGAGAACCUCGAAGUCCUAGAAAACCACCCUUACGUCAAAACAAGCCUCACAAGACAUGGCGGCCUACAGACUUCGAUACUAUACUACCUCAAAAAACACCCCGAAAACGCACCUCUUCUCCAAAAAGCUGUCGAUAUUUGGAGAAAGGUAAUCGAUGAUUUACUAUCGAAAAGAAACAACGAUUCACCCUCGAAAGAGCUGCACGAAAAACUAGUAAAAUCAAGAAGUUCAAGUGAUAACCGUAUAUAUCAUAAGAUAACUAACGAGGUGCUGAGAUCAGUUGACAAAAAAUUAGAAGGAGAGGAUUAUGAUGAGUUGGUGGCUGCAGUUUAUAUAAAGAUAUACAUAGAAUAUGAUAUUCCAACCACAUCUAAAUUGGAAAGGGUGUUAUUUAGGAAGAUAUCCACCCUAUAUGAAGAUGGAGUUUUCGAUUAUGUUUAUGAUAAGCUCGGUGGAGAAUUGGCGGAGUUUUUGUUUCAGGUAAAUUCUCCUCCUUAAAAUACUUAUUUUAUCCUAGUAAUUAUGGAUACAAGGGCUACUUUAAGUAAUAAAAAUAAAUAGUUAUAAGUAUUUGUGUAACCUUAUCUAAAUUUGGAAGAGGAAUAGCAAAAGGUUACCUUAUUUUUCUCUCCCUAUCAUUUUUGAUGAUGUACUUAUUAGAUGAAUCAAUAGAAAUAUAAUGGGAUAAGCACAUCCGUUUAGAAGUUUGGAGGAGUGAAAGGUGAUUUUUGAAAAAGGGUUCUUAUUCCAUUUUGUUUCUAUUUGCUCAUCUACUGUUUUAUGUGCACUUUAACUCGCUAAAUUUGGGAGAGGAAUAGCACAAGGUUACCUUAUGUUUUCUCUCCCUAUCAUUUUUGAUGAUGUACUUAUUGUAUGAAUCAAUAGAAUUAUAAUGGAAUAGGCAAAUUUUUUUAGAAAUUUGAAGAGUGGGAAGUUGAUUUUUGGAAAAGGGUUCUUAUUCCAUUUUGUUUCUAUUUGCUUAUCUGUUGUUUUAUGUGCACUUUAACUCCCUUGUUUUCUGAUUAACAUAUUCCAUUCAUUUCUAUUAUUUCAUCCUUUAUAUUAUGAUUUGUUUUAUAUGCACUUUAACUUACUUAUUUAUUGGAUAACAUAAUAAUAUAAGAUGAUUUAAUCAUAAUCAUAAUAGUAGAAUGGAUUCAGUUCACUCCAAGAAACUCUACACUUCUCGUAAUGUAUCAUGUUAACUUUUGUUUGAACGAAUGUAAUAGUAAUUAUUAUAAUAAAACAAUGGUUUAAUCUACG
Molecule: messenger RNA, 1559 nt
Organism: Nilaparvata lugens (brown planthopper)
Lineage: Eukaryota; Metazoa; Arthropoda; Insecta; Hemiptera; Delphacidae
Exons: 2
Coding region: 72-794 (240 amino acids)
Source: RefSeq, a predicted model, not a curated record